This is a messenger RNA of Melopsittacus undulatus (budgerigar), 2407 nucleotides long. It is a transcript of the gene EHF, whose product is annotated as ETS homologous factor. Gene Ontology annotation, biological process: regulation of transcription by RNA polymerase II; cell differentiation. Bases 141 to 1037 code for a protein of 298 amino acids. Gene Ontology annotation, cellular component: nucleus. NCBI's taxonomy places the organism in Eukaryota, Metazoa, Chordata, Aves, Psittaciformes, Psittaculidae. Gene Ontology annotation, molecular function: sequence-specific DNA binding; DNA-binding transcription factor activity, RNA polymerase II-specific. The transcript is spliced from 10 exons. The record is from RefSeq and is a predicted model, not a curated record.
UCCAUUUAUCUUCACUCUUGGGAGUCUUUAGGAGACAUAACCUUGUACCUCUGUGUUUUCCCAACCCACUGUUCUGUAGACAAGUUCCCUAUUGCCUCAGUUAAGGAUUUCCACUCCAGAAUCUGCAGCUAAAUGAGAUCAUGAUUUUGGAAGGAGCUGGCAGAAUGAGUAUCAAUUCCAGCAGCAAUCUACUUCACCAGCAGCCUUCCUGGACAGACGGCUAUUCCACAUGCAAUGUGUCCAGCAGCUUCUAUGGAACACAGUGGCAUGAAAUACACCCGCAGUACUGGACUAAGUUUCAAGUCUGGGAAUGGCUGCAGCAUCUGCUUGAUACCAACCAACUGGAUGCUAACUGCAUACCUUUCCAGGAGUUUGAUAUCAACGGGGAACAUCUGUGCAGUAUGAGCCUGCAAGAAUUCACUCAGGCAGCUGGGACAGCAGGACAACUGCUUUACAGCAACCUUCAGCACCUAAAAUGGAAUGGCCAGUGUGGAAGUGACAUGUACCAACCUCAUAAUGUUAUUGUGAAGACAGAGCAAACAGAUCCAUCGUUAAUGGUGUCCUGGAAAGAAGAGAAUUACCUGUAUGACAGUGGCUAUGGUAGCACAGUAGAACUACUGGACAGUAAAACAUUCUGUCGUUCUCAGAUUUCUAUGACGACACCUAGUCAUCAGCCUCCUGAGUCUUCAGAUGUGAAAAAAUCGCAAGACCAUAUACCGAAAUCCCACACGAAGAAGCACAACCCUCGAGGAACUCACCUUUGGGAAUUUAUUCGAGAUAUUCUUCUCAAUCCUGAGAAAAACCCAGGAUUAAUCAAGUGGGAAGAUCGGUCAGAAGGUGUCUUCAGAUUUUUAAAAUCCGAAGCUGUGGCUCAGCUCUGGGGAAAGAAGAAAAACAACAGCAGCAUGACUUAUGAGAAACUCAGCCGGGCCAUGAGAUACUAUUAUAAAAGAGAAAUCCUGGAGCGUGUGGAUGGUCGGAGAUUGGUGUAUAAAUUUGGAAAGAAUGCCCGUGGCUGGAGAGAAAAUGAGAAUUAAAUAUGUUAAGAAAUAACAUUUUAAACAUCUGGAUAUUGAUUAGCUCCAUUCCACUGCCUUUACCAUCAUUUUGUAGUGCAUAUAACAAGAACCAGGACACCAGACAAGGAGAGCACCUUCUCUCUGCCUUAAAGACUGCUCCUUCCCCCCAACCCAUGGUUAUUUGCAGCCCUUUGCUCCAUGCUCUUCACACCCCACCACCCCCCUCCACACCUUGGAUGAAAUCUGAAAUCAUUGGUACCAUCAGAAAUCCACAAUACUGUUGUACCUUAUCUCAGGACCAUACAUCUCACAGUAACUGAUUGUAGUAUCUUCAUAAAGCUGCUUUCUCCCAGACCUCUCACCAGACUUCUGGGGAGCAAAAAUGAACUUGUGACAGACACGUGUCACCACUUGGUUACAGAGCAGCAGCUAAACCUGCUUUUAAAAGUUUUGAAAGGUAAAGCUUUAUUUAGAAGCAUACUGUAUAAAUCUAGAGGGUGAUUUAUUUUGGGCGCAGUAUAAAUGUCAGUCUUCCAUUGUCACGUCGUUCAGCACACGUAAAUUGUGCAAGUUUCUAUUCCCAUUCUGCAGAACUUUUCAGAUUAGGUAUUUGUCAUUCAGCAUUACAAUAGCACAAAGUUGGAAUAGAAACCAGCCAACAUUUACUUUGUUUUACAAACAUAUUAACCUUUGCUGAAGACAAACACAAAGGACUUUUCAAAAUUACAGUUCUUGCCAAGGACAGAUCCAAACAGCCAAAGGGAGGGUUUUGGCUUUUUUACCAGACCUAAGCAAAUGGAGAAAAUGAAGAGAUGAAUGUUUAUGUAAACUACUAUUUAAACAAAAAGCAUUUCUGAUUGCUCUUUUAUAUUUCAGAAGCUGAGCAAUCAUAUUUUUAGAUGUAUCCUUUGAGUUAACAGCUGCUGAACUGGUAGCACCAUGUGUAUAGAUUUUUGUUGUACCAUAAUUUUUCAUAUGUAUAAAGCUCUAGAUUGGAAAGUAUAUUAUAUUUAUAUAGUUACAUGCAAAUCACAAUGUUAAAUGUGUUGGCAUGAGCACUCUCAAACUUAUAUUUUCUGCACAAAAAUAGAGCAAUUAACUCUGAAAACAUCCUGAGAAACUGUAUGUAGGCUGGUGAACCACCCAGACAUUAAAAUGUUCAGUUACAUUUUCAUCUUCCUUUCUGCAGCACAUUGCAUAAUUCCUGCUUGCUUCUCACAUCAUCUUCAAUGCAUACAUGUGGAGACAAAUCCAAGUUAGAUAUUUCACUAUUGCCACUGUAAAUCUCAGCUUGGAGACUAUGUAUCAGAAAAUGGUUCUAAAGAAUGUUUCUAUUUUUGUGGAUGUGAUAUAAAUUCAAAUAAAACAUGAAAGAAAUUUUCUGAUUC